GGGCUCGGUGAGGACUGUGGGAAUAGGAGCGUGCCAUCCCGAGGCAGAAGAGAAAUUUCUGUCCGUCUGUGUCCAUGUCUCCACUCUUCUCCCGGCUCUGCUCCGACAAAGACCAUCAGUGUCCCGCCUGCUGUUCCGCCUCUGGAUUUCAGUCAGCUGGAUUACCACUCGGACUCCGCGCUCAUUAUUCCGCGCUGACACGUUUAAAUGGGAGCCAAAGUUGGACCUCCUUGGACUGCACGGAUGGUGACAAACAGUUUUCUGGUGCUUUUAAGAUCUCCCUAGCAUUCAAGAUGAUCUCACUUUUCUUGAGUAAAAGUGUUUUUAUAUGUACAAUUAUUUAAGCUUCUUCUGUCUUUUUUUUCCUUUCUUUUUUUAAAUGUAAAAUAAGUUAGCGAAAUAAUAUUUUGAACUUGGCUGGUGAGGCAGAUUUUGAUGAGAAAUAUGAGUGGAGACGAGGGUUAGAGAUCGGUCUCCAUGUUCACCCUGUCAGAAGUCAACUGUUCUCACCUUGGUUUUUAGUUUACUACUGAAAAUGUGACUGUAGGAUGGUUUUCUGUACUCUGUUAUGGACAGAUUUUUAUUUUUGGCCCCAGCGGAGUCUUGACAGUGGACUACAUGUGAACUUGCGUCUCUCCUAGAUCUAUCCUCUCAAAAGGGAACCAUCAAGCUAAACUCUUCUCUGUUAACCCACUUAGUAGCCUGAUCUCCCCUCUGGGGGCUCCUUUCAAACAUCUGUCCUACUCUAGUUAUUCUUUUAUAUAUAUAUAUUAUUUUUAUUAUUUUGAGCAAGGCAAAAGUCAAACCAGCAAAAGGGGGUAAAGGGAAGGAAGACACCCCCCUCCCAAAGGUGAGAGGGGGGGGAAGAUGGCAGCUCUCGCCAGCUCUCUCAUCAGACAGAAACGGGCGGUCAAGGACGACCAAAGCAACCGACCGGUAGCCAACAAAAGAAAGCCCUGUCCGAAGAGCAACAAGUCCCUGUGCCAGAAGCAGAUCCUGGUCUUGAUCUCGAAAGUGCGGCUAUGUGGGGGUCGAAAAGGUCGAAUCGAGAAAAGACCAGAGCCCCAGCUGAAAGGCAUUGUUAGCCGGCUAUACAGCCAGCAUGGAUACUACCUGCAAGUUCAGCCGGAUGGGACCAUUGGCAGCACAAAGGAUGAAAGUAGCUCAUUUUCACAGUUCAACUUAAUUCCAGUGGGACUGCGGAUUGUGGCAAUUCAAGGGACAAAAACAGGGUUGUACAUCGCCAUGAACAGUGAAGGAUACCUCUAUACCUCGGAGCACUUCACUCCCGAGUGUAAGUUCAAGGAGAGCGUGUUUGAGAACUACUACGUCACGUACUCAUCCAUGCUCUAUCGCCAGACCCAGUCCGGCCGCUCCUGGUACAUUGGCAUCAACCGCGAUGGCCAGAUCAUGAAGGGCAACCGGGUAAAGAAGACCAAGGGGGCCGCACAUUUCCUGCCUAAAGUUUUAGAGGUUGCGAUGUAUAAGGAGCCGUCGCUACACGAGCUCGCCGGUGAGCCGGUGAGUCCUCCCCGGAAGACAGCCAAGACGUCAGAUUCACCGACCCUAAAGAAUGGACAGAGAGAAGCUCCCAAGGCGGACGCUUCCUAGCACAGGAGCCCGAGGGUGGGGACCAAGGGCAGCAGUGACGCUGGGAACACAGUGGUCCAUGAUGCACUGAGGGGAGGGCAGUGGGAACAGCUGUCGGCACCCCCCCCUCGCCACAUUCCAGAGGUGCACUGCACGAUGCUGAGGGACAAAUGGUCAGCAGUCCAUCAGCAGCCGACAAGGCCCGAGAGAGAAGCCCUCCCCACCCCACCCACCUAUAUCUAACCGCAGACCCAAACAAACCCCCUGCCACCCCUCCACCUAUGUCUCCUUAUAUCACAGGUUCCUUCAGUUCGUGGCAGAGCUUCUUUUGCCGGAAAAUGUAAUCUGGUUUUAAAUUCCCCUUUCAGUGUUCACCCUGUUGUUGUCCAAAGUCACUCAUCUUCCUCCUCCCCAAGCCCCCGAAGCUGGUUUGGCUCAGCCACCUCGCUCCCCCGGCCUCUGCCCACCAGCUGCGCAAAUCACCGAGGUCGACCAAAGCUCACAGCGAGAUGAAACGGUUCAGGGAGGGAUCCAGGCCUGGGUCGGAUCGGGUCACUCAGAGGUUUAUCUUACAUCAAAGCCAAAGCCAGAUUUUUUUGCCUCUUUUAUUUGGUUUUUUCUCGUUAUCUUGUGACUGUGAGACUGUGAUUCUAAAACACAAUCACUAUAAUAAAAACACUGAAAAGAUGAGGUCAAGGACAAUAAGAGGUCAAUAGACAGGAGGUGAUGAGAACACUAUAAAUAAUACACUUAAUAAUAAUAAGAACAUGAUAAAUAAUAAUAAUAAUAAUAAUAAUAAUAAUACAUGAAUAAAAAUGAUUAUUAUUGCCGAUUUUAAUACCAACACUAAUGGAAAAAGGUCAGUAUAUUUACAAAAAAGCCAGAAGACAAUUCUCAAAAGACAGAAAAUAAAGAGUGAGUUCACCUUUGUGAUAGCUAAUUAUUGCACUGGCUCAUUAAAGCCUUCAACGGAGCAACUGGGACCCAAGUUAAACCCAGGGUGGAACUGAGCUCAAACACCUGAAAAGGGAGCAGCGAUGUACACUUCAGUCAGCAUCUGCUGUCAGCAUAAAACCAGGUUUGAAGCCCAACAUCAAAGCCAGUGAGCCUCUGAGCUGGAGCACUUGUUAUUCUGAGGAUGUCUGGCAGCUUAUCCACUCACUAGCUUUAUCAAAUCACCUUGGAAGAAUUGCCCUCAAAAAAAAGAAAAAAAAAAAAAAAAGAAAGAAAAAGAGACUUCCCCGACUGAAUGUCUUGGUGUCGCCGGGCUUUAACCCCCUGUGAGUGAAUGUUUGUGGAUGUCCUGUAUAUGCCUGUACAGAGGAUAGAUAGAGGAACUGAGGUUACCCUCCUCCGUGUCCUUCAGACGCAGCACAAGAUUGGCUCUUUGAUACGUGCGCAUCUGUGAAUAAGUGAUUCUUCAUCCCGUCUCGUGGACCAUUUUCACUGACUAGUCUAUAUUCAUUUUUAAAAAAAGCAUGAAAGAGGAUUUCUGGGCCGUCCUCAUGGAAACUCAGCUGGAAGGAGGCUCAUUAAUACAAUGCAAUCAACCGAUGUUUCAGGUGAGAAAUAUGUGCUGACCUGAUGGAAGCUGAGGUUUUUUUAGAUGGGAGCAGUCAGGGGAUGUCAGGGCUGUUGGCUACUGUCUGCUCUGGUAAGCCACUGAGCAGAUAAAAACAUAAAUAAAAAAAAAAACAACGUCACCUCUGCAUUUCAUCAAAGUGAGUGUGCACGGCACCACCAACAAACACAGAUGGCAGUACAGUAGGCCUGCUGUUUUGUCCUGGAAAACAAGGCCAACCUUGAAGCAACACUGCAGAUGAUUUCAGGAGCCACCUACGGUUCUGAUGCGGUCCAGAACUGUCAAAAACACCAUUUGUGGGUUGCACCUGGCUCACAAGUACAAAUACAGGAUUUGUUUACCACAGAAAUCAAAAAAAGGACAAAAUAAGGAGAGCCAAAUCAAUUUAGAGCAACAGGUAUAGUGGAAUCCCAGUUUCCAAUUCCAGUGCAGCUAGCCGUAGAUGCUGUAUCGCUGCAAAUAAACAUGCAUCCGCUGAACAUUUUAAUUGUGCUGCAGUCAAAUACAGUAAUCCCUCGUUUUUCGCGGGGGUUACGUUAAAAAAACAACCCGUGAUAGGUGAAAUCUGUGAAGUAGUAACCUUUAUUUUUUUUACAAUUAUUAUACAAGGCUUCAACUUGCGGAGAUCGGAGAUCAGCCCCGCCCCCCCGUGACCCGAGUAAUUGGAUUUGAACGAGAGAAAAUGAAUUAUGAUUAUGAAAAAAUAUAUAAUAAGUACAGUAGGACAAAUUGUCACUGGCGCUUAUUUCUCUCUAUAUCUCUUCUGACUGUGCCGCCCCAUCCUGACUUUACUCUGCUCUGUAGCGUGUUUUUCUUGUGUUUUUUUGAGAGAAGAACAUAAUUAUGGGUAAUUGUUGUCGCUCUUUUUUCUUCUGGGCAGAAAGUGUCUUAUAAACCGACAUGCCACCACCAUCGAUUAUAUUUGAGAACUGUAGCGGGGAGACUGUUUAGCCAAUCAGAAUGCAGAACACAACACACAAUGCAAAUCUGUGAAGCAGCGAGACCGUGAGAGCUGAACCGCGUUAUAGCGAGGGAUUACUGUACGGUAACGGGAAAGGACUGUAUGCAACUUUAGCUCCAACACUUUAGCAUCAUUUAGCCAUUAGCAGAUAAGCAACUGUUGCCAUGAUGCUAUCAGUCAAACAACAACAACUAGUCAUCAAAAUGUACUUUAGAAACUCACUUGGCCGCCUUUAGCCUACCCACAAAUCAACGUGGAAACAUUAGUUCCAGUUUCAGCACACAUUGUAGUCGAAGUCCAACGAGUUGUGAAAUGAUUGGUGAAACAGUUAAAGAUCAAAUUAAAGCGUGGUGAAGUUUACUAGCCAAUCAAAACAAGAAAUAAAGACAAGUCAGUUACCAAUAACACUGCUGACUAGUCUAGCAACAAAAUUACAAAUUGAGCACUGGUCCUGCAUGCCAUUCGUUCUUGUGGCCUUCACCAACGACCAAGCAGCGGUCUCUUCCACCCCGUGCUCAGUCUCUUUAUUUUUCCUUCACCACCUUCACCAAACUAUCAUCUCAAACUGAAGAAAAGGAGAAAUCUGCAGUCUUGCUUUGAGCGGUUGCUGAAACGAACCACGUCUAAAUCCCAGCAGGUGUUUGAAAACUCUUAGGUUGACAAAAUGUGACGAUGGGUUCAGGGGAAGAACGAGGCCAUCUGAAUGUGCUGUCAUGAGGGUGAAAGUAAGUCAGAAAUUGCGACUGGAAUUGUAAGGAGGCCGUCACAUGGAAGCUUGUUAUUUACAGAGUGAAGGAUUAGCAGGUGUAUUCUUGAGCGCUAACGAUAAGGACUUCAUGAGGCGGAGCGAGCAGCAGAGUUUUGGCAGCGUUGUUUUGCAGCAUGUAGAUAUGAUAAUGAAUGUGAGACAAAGAGGCACGCGAGGCACCGAGCGCUAUUUUUGACAGGGGGUCUGUGGAGGAAAUUAGUUGGAGGGCUUUUUUUAAUGCUUUUUUUCCUAUUAAGUCUUUAAUUUUCUGGGAUUCUCUCAGGAGAACAUCACUACCCUCGUGGCAAAUCCUGUACUAUAGACCUACAAACGACUGUUUCUACAACGCUUGCGCUCUCGUCUCUCUGGGGAAUUUGGUAAACUUUGGUUUCCAGCUGUGCAUUACUAACUACUGCAUGAUAUCAAAGUGUUUGCACAGCAGGUUGCGCGCAGGGUUUGUGUGUUUUUGGAGCGGCUCGGGAUCAAUAAAGAGAAAAGCGAAGAAUUGGAAUGCGUAAAACAGUGACUGAGUGACAGCAAAUGAAUCUUAAAAGCCCAAAUUUCUCUCUUGGAGUUUCUGGCAGUGUUAACUACUUUAAAGAGAAAGAGAGACAGAAAAUUGCAAAUGUGUCUAAAUCCCUCAAGAUAAAAAACACACAGAUUCAGGGAUCACUUUUGCAUGAGAAAGUAAAAUCUUCAUCCAAACUUCAAUCAACCGACGUUAUUUCGAUCCUUACUUUCAGUGAGCCUUUCCUUCAGGUUCCUCCACAGAUUUUGGAGCUCCGUUAAAGCCCCCUGUCCGUGCACCGUUUACAGGGAAAGAUGCCACAGGAAGUUGUCAAAUUGUGAUAUUGCAAGUAGAGCGAGAAGAACGUGUAAUGUUAUGUAGCUGGAAAAAGUAGGAAGAUGCAAGAUGGAAACAGAAAAGUGCAUUGUUGACUGAGAGUCCCCGAAAGUAAAGCAGGUCUGAAAAUGAAAAAACAGCUUGAGAGUAUUAAGAUCUCCAUUUAUGUGGUUUGAAGGAAUCAGAAAGUGCUUUUGUUUGUUCUAGGAGAAUGUAUUUAUUGAAAGUUGUAAAUAUUCUUCCAGGUAACGUGGAAAACCAAUAUGCUCACAUGCUGUACUGCCAUUUGUGUGCCCAUACAUGAGUCUAAAGUAACGCCCCCCAUCCCACAGAAGCUGUUCUGUACUACAGUCUGUUAACAUCAGGCCAUCCGCGUAGCCGUCGACUCACCGCGUCUUCGCAUGACCUUGGCGUGAGAGACGGAGAGUCCAUGACCACUAAUGAGGAAAGAGCAAAGAAAAGAGGAAAAGACAGAAUUGAAACAGUGAUCUAUAGACUGAAUAAAACACAAACAGCCAUCCAGCGAUGGGGACAGAUUUCCCAACGGUCCGCUGCAGUCAGAAAAAUCCAUUUGUCCGUGAUGAACUCACACGGCUCUUAUUUGAUUUUUACUUGUAAACUUUGUCCCUUGCAGUUUUCUUCCAUUUAAAACAACACAAACACCCACAACUGUAGUGUCAUUUAAACACAGACACCCAGAAAAACCAGAGGAAAGUAAGAAAUAACCUCCCAAACCCACCCAAAGGAAAAAAAAAGUCUGAACGGUAUUACUGUAAAACUGGAAGAAUGAUGCACCUUACUAGAAGCUAUAUUGCACUGUACAACCAACAUCCAGGAAACUAUCUGGAUCCAAGCCAGGUAUUUGAAGUGUAUUUGAACUUACCAACAACACUCUGAACUCUGUGUUAUUGUAACGCUAUGCCAGGAUAUGUUUGAGUUUGUUUUUUUGUGUACUACAUGAAAGCAUUGUGAACUAUGCAUCGUUUGGUUUCAACGUUUCUGCAUGUGGAGCUUAUCUUAAUGUCUUGAGUGAUCUGUUUAGUCAUUUAAAAACGUGCAGAUGAAUUCCCUGCGCAGACAGACACAAACAAUCCAAUCCACUGUUACCUUCUCACCUGCUCUGGUCGUUUCCUGUCAAUCCAUCUCUGCAAGUGUUGCUGCACAGACUUUUGUGUCUUUUGUGUCCAGAAUACUCAAACGUGCACCACGCUGUUUGAUUAAAGCGUAAAACUGUCUCACUAGCGCCCUCUAACGGUUGUGGAUGGUCACUACACGUAUCACCUCUAACGAGGACAGAGGGGUUUGAAGGGGCUUUCUGUGUUUUUACAUUUGCUGCUUUUAGAUAUUCUGACAUUCAUGAGUCCCUGUUACAUUUUGGUGCUUUAAUAACACGCUCACAUGAUGAGCAUGGCAGCGGGUGUGAGGCUUUUGGUUCAGAAAUAUAAACUGCAGCAGUUCCGUGCAUUUGAUUUGAUCUUUCUACUCAUAUUAUGUUAUUUUAUUUAUUUUGCUUCCAAAAUUGCUAAUUGUUUAAGACAGUUGAGAACAUUAGAGCCAUCAAACGAAUCAUUUAUAAAUAAGCCACUAAACACCAGAACUAAAUCAAUGUGCAGGUUUUUAAUUUUCAAAGCAGAAGCUGAUCUUUAGCUCCAGUUAUGUUUCUGAAUAAUGUUUUUAUCUUGUUUAAAAUGCAGAAACCACUUAUGUUGUGCCUGCAGAGUAUUACUGCUGUUACGUGACCUAGCGGAUCUGUUGUGUGACUGGAUUCGUUGUGGAAAACAAAAAAAAAACAUAUAACAAAGCUGUAUGCUUAUAAGCAUAACUUUUCUGGGUGGACAAAAUGUACAGAAAUGUGUGCGUCUGCUUUACUAUAUCCUCUCUUUUUCUCUGAAAUGUGCUAAUCUAUGUUUAUUUUUUUUUGUAUUGCCUUUUGUUUGUCUUACUUUGUCAUUCAAGCCCAUCAGAAGGAAGCAGAAAAGUUGUUUCUGUCUUUGUUAUUUAUCUUUGUUCGGCGCUGUCGUUUCCACAGUUAUUCAAAUCCCGAGGGAAAUUCAUCCAAACUGAACCUCACUGUUCGACUAAGCUGUGUGUGAAGUUUAAGAUGCAGUGAAUUCCAGCGAAAACAUCAAAAGGACAACAGCUCUGAAAGGCAACGUGCUUGUGCCUUGGUGUUUUGGUCAUGCAAGUCUUCCAGAAUACUCCCGCAAUGGCUUCCGUCCACUCUUACGGACUCUGGACUUCUCUCUCUAAAAACAAUCCCCUUGUCUUCCAAAAACACUGACAGAUUUUUAAAGGAAAAGAAGAAGAAAAAAAACUAGAGAAAAGAAAGAAGCCAUAACUAAAACUGGGAUGUGGCAGGCCUGACUUCUGACUAUCACCAGGGAUUUAGACGUGUAGGGCUCCUCGCAACACGAGCCCGAAGACGCAGCAGAACCAUUCUGUACUGUUUUGUCUGAACACUUCAAGCGACGGCAAAGCAGAGAUGGAGACCAGCAAUAUGCAACGAGAAAUACCAGCCUGUUUACCCAAGGAGGACAAGCAAACCCAGCAGGUCAGUUAAAAUCAGGAUUUGCAGGCAACAGUGGACAUCAGUGGUCUGCAAUAACAACUCGUAACUGUCCAGAGUGACUUCCUUUUUUUUUAAAGCAUGCAUUCAUUGGCUCCUUAAGGAUGACUCCCUCGCAGUUUCGACAGAGACAAGCCCUCAAUUCACCCUCUCUCCGUGUUUGUCGUCUGAUCUGUGUACAUUUCUACUACAACUCCUACAUGAAAUGAAAGGAGAUGUCUUAUU
Molecule: messenger RNA, 8516 nt
Organism: Cololabis saira (Pacific saury)
Lineage: Eukaryota; Metazoa; Chordata; Actinopteri; Beloniformes; Belonidae
Gene: fgf11b
Product: fibroblast growth factor 11b
Exons: 5
Coding region: 868-1611 (247 amino acids)
Biological process (GO): cell differentiation; regulation of cell migration; positive regulation of protein phosphorylation
Cellular component (GO): cytoplasm
Molecular function (GO): growth factor activity; fibroblast growth factor receptor binding
Source: RefSeq, a predicted model, not a curated record